Messenger RNA from Salvelinus sp. IW2-2015, 1353 nucleotides. Its product is annotated as ETS homologous factor-like. Gene Ontology annotation, molecular function: DNA-binding transcription factor activity, RNA polymerase II-specific; sequence-specific DNA binding. The record is from RefSeq and is a predicted model, not a curated record. Gene Ontology annotation, cellular component: nucleus. Lineage: Eukaryota; Metazoa; Chordata; Actinopteri; Salmoniformes; Salmonidae. Gene Ontology annotation, biological process: regulation of transcription by RNA polymerase II; cell differentiation.
UAGGACAAGGAAGCUGACAGCAUAAAAUACCCACUGCUGGAGCAGCACCUUGGUGUGUUUGGGCAAGCAUUUUUUUGUUUGUUUUUGGAGUCGGAAGAGCACAACUGCUAGCACUGACAACAACACUUCACCCACCUGUGUACCGAAGCACAACUACUGUAGCUACCCACCUAAAGUCAUCUGAGAGAAGAGCGAGAGAGGGACAACACACCCAUCGAACACAGGCCUGGUCGGUCUCCAUUCCACAGCUCUGCUCUGGACCAUGGUCCGUCAUACCACCUGUAUCAUGAGCAUCCCUUCCACUGCCAGCAUUGAGAGCCAGCUGCCCACAACAUGGAGCUCCUACCCKUGCCCAGACAUUUCCACAGUGAUGCCCGGUUACACCAGUAGCCUGUGGUCCCAGGACUACAAGCCUCAGUAUUGGUCAAAGUACCUGGUGUGGCAGUGGCUACAGCAGAUGGUGGACAUGCACCAGAUUGACGCUGCCAGCAUCCACUUCCAGAACUUUGACGUGGACGGCCGUCAACUGUGCAGCAUGACCUACCAGGACUUUACACGCGCCGCGGGCACUGUGGGGCCUAUCCUCUACCAAAGCCUCAACGAGCUCAAAUGGAGCGGACAGCAUCCUGGUGUGGAGUUUAACCCACUGGACAUUAUCAAAUCAGAGCCAGAUGAUUUCCCUUGUUCAUUCCCAGAACCUAGCAUAUAUCCUGCAGACAUUUUUGAUCCCUCAUGUCAAUGCCUCGCACCUGUGGCAUCGCUCACUAUCUCAAGUCCAGACACAAAGAGAUCUCACAGUCGCCCUCAUCAGAUCAAAAAACACAACCCCCGGGGAACCCACCUGUGGGAGUUCAUUAGGGACAUUCUGCUYAACCCAGAGUGGAACUCAGGCCUGCUCAAGUGGGAGGACCGGACAGAUGGCGUGUUCCGUUUCCUCAAGUCAGAGGCUGUUGCUCAGCUGUGGGGCAAGAAGAAGAACAACAGCAGCAUGACCUACGAGAAGCUCAGCCGAGCUAUGAGAUAUUACUACAAACAGGAAAUCCUGGAACACGUGGAUGGCCGAAGGCUGGUCUACAAGUUUGGAAAAAAUGCACAAGGAUGGAGGGAGUCAGAAAAGUAAAAGAGUCUGGAGGACACCUCUCCACUAUUUUGUGCCUUUUUUUGUGCCUUUUUUUUUGCCUGUCUAUUUAUGUUUGUUUUUUAUUUUAAUGUGUCACUGUGAUGUUUUACAAAGAGGAGCAGAAUGCCUUGUUGCAACUCUUGACAUUUGUGGGAGGUUUUGUAUGAUAUGUUUACAUUUGGUUAAGAAAGACUACAUUUUACAUUUAAUUGCUUACCCAGCUAGCACAUAAC